AUGGCUGAAACCAUCAGCGCGGCGGGCUCGUGCCUGGAGCCACUGUUCGGCUGUCUGCUCGAGGCAGCGGGCCGGGAGGUGGCCGCGUUCCUUCGCAUCAAGUCGAAUUGGAGCGACCUCGAAAAGGCCCGGGACAGCCUGCGGGCCGUCGAGACGACGGUCAGGGCGGCAGUCACGGCGGAGGAGGACAAGCUGAACGUCUGUGAUCCUCAGGUGGAGGUGUGGCUCAAGCGCGUCGACGAGCUUCGCCCGGACGCCAUCGACGUGGAUUACAGCAGUUUGUUGGGGUUCUCUUGCCUCUGCCAGUGCACCGUGCACGCUCGUCGCCGCGCCUCGAUCGGCAAGCGUGUUGUGGACGCGCUGGAGGAGGUGAACAAACUGACCGAGGAAGGGAGGCAGUUCAGGACAUUUGGGUUCAAGCCACCGCCGAGGGCCGUCAGUCGGUUAUCCCAAACCGAGACCGUUGGGUUGGAGCCCAUGUUGGCUCAGGUCCAUGAUUUGCUUGAGAAGGGCGAGUCAAGCAUAAUUGGUGUGUGGGGUCAAGGAGGCAUCGGCAAGACGACUCUCCUACACGCCUUCAACAAUGAUCUCGAAAAGAAAGAUCACAACUAUCAGGUUGUUAUCUUUAUUGAAGUAUCCAAUUCAGAGACUCUGAACACAGUGGAGAUGCAGCAGACUAUCUGUGAUAGGCUUAAUUUGCCUUGGAAUGAAUCAGAGACAGUUGAGAAACGGGCCAAAUUCCUGGUGAAGGCACUGGCCAGGAAAAGAUUUCUGUUGCUACUUGAUGACGUAAGGAAGAGAUUCCGACUGGAGGAUGUCGGUAUCCCAACUCCAGACACAAAGAGCCAAAGCAAGCUGAUCCUGACAUCACGAUUCCAAGAAGUAUGCUUCCAGAUGGGAGCACAAAGGAGCCGCAUUGAAAUGAAGGUUUUGGAUGAUGCUGCUGCCUGGAACCUGUUCUUGAGCAAGCUGAGCAACGAGGCUUUUGCAGCAGUUGAGUCACCGAAUUUCAACAAGGUUGUUCGGGACCAAGCCAGGAAAAUAUUCUUCAGUUGUGGAGGUCUGCCACUUGCACUCAAUGUCAUUGGAACUGCUGUGGCAGGGUUGGAAGGACCAAGAGAAUGGAUUUCUGCCGCUAAUGACAUUAAUAUGUUGAACAAUGAAGAUGUGGAUGAAAUGUUUUAUCGGCUGAAAUACAGCUAUGACAGGCUGAAACCCACUCAACAACAGUGCUUUUUGUACUGCACCCUUUUCCCAGAAUAUGGAUCUAUUAGUAAGGAACCACUAGUUGAUUAUUGGCUGGCUGAAGGUUUGCUACUCAAUGAUCGUCAAAAGGGUGAUCAGAUAAUUCAGAGCCUUAUUUCAGCAAGCUUGUUGCAGACCAGUAGCUCAUUGUCAUCAAAGAAUGCGAGACAUUGGUUGCAUUACAGCAUCUCAACUUGUCACACACGUAUUAGGAUAUUACCUGAGCGGCUGUGGUUAUUGAAAGAGUUGAGGCAUCUGGAUCUCAGUGUCACUGCUGAACUCGAAGAUACCUUGAACAACUGCUCAAAGUUGUUCAAGUUAAGAGUGCUUAAUCUCUUUCGCAGUCACUAUGGUAUUAGUGAUGUCAACGACCUGAAUCUGGAUUCCCUGAAGGCACUAAUGUUCCUUGGAAUCACUAUUUAUGCAGAGGACGUGUUAAAGAAACUGAACAAGACUAGUCCUUUGGCAAAGUCAACAUAUCGUCUGAAUCUCAAGUACUGUAGAAAAAUGCAUUCGCUCAAAAUCUCCGAUCUCAACCACUUGGUGCACCUCGAGGAGCUGUAUGUCGAGUCGUGUUAUAAUCUAAGCACGCUGGAUGCUGAUGCUGAGCUGACAACUUCAGGCCUGGAGCUCCUGACCCUCUCAGUUCUUCCUAUGCUGGAGAACGUCAUUGUUGCACCAACGCCCCACCAUUUUCGGCACAUCCGCAAAUUGGCCAUUUCGAGUUGCCCCAAGCUGAAGAACAUCACAUGGGUCCUCAAACUCGAAAUGCUCGAGAGGCUUGUCAUAACCAAUUGUGAUGGGUUGCUCAAGAUCGUUGAAGAAGAUAGCGGUGAUGAGGCAGAGACAAUGCUGGAAGAUAAGUGUAUUGAUGAUGGUCAAAGUGCGUGCAAUAGUGGUGACAACACGCAUGCAGAGUUCCUGAACCUAAGAUCAAUCGUGCUGACUGAUGUCAAGAUGCUGAGAAGUAUCUGCAAGCCAAGAAAUUUUCCCAGCCUUGAGACCAUCCGGGUGGAGGAUUGCCCGAAUCUGAGAAGCAUCCCACUGAGCAGCACGUACAAUUGUGGGAAACUGAAGCAGGUGUGCGGUUCAGUUGAAUGGUGGGAGAAACUGGAGUGGGAGGACAAGGAGGGCAAGGAGAGCAAGUUCUUCAUUCCAAUAUGA
Messenger RNA from Miscanthus lutarioriparius, 2409 nucleotides. The record is from the annotation of a GenBank genome assembly. NCBI's taxonomy places the organism in Eukaryota, Viridiplantae, Streptophyta, Magnoliopsida, Poales, Poaceae.